This is a messenger RNA of Gigantopelta aegis, 3021 nucleotides long. RefSeq names its product neurofilament medium polypeptide-like. Gene Ontology annotation, molecular function: calcium ion binding. Lineage: Eukaryota; Metazoa; Mollusca; Gastropoda; Neomphalida; Peltospiridae. The record is from RefSeq and is a predicted model, not a curated record. Gene Ontology annotation, cellular component: myosin II complex. The coding region runs from base 166 to 1251 and encodes 361 amino acids. The transcript has 6 exons.
CGCACCCGGUCCGUGUACACACGCAUACACACACAUACAAGGUACACAAAAGUGGCUCCCGACUUCAACAAGUCACCAGGAUUUCGGGUGAUUCGCCUAAACAGCUUGUAAGAAGGAACAAUUUCUUGUAGCAGAUCCAAAAGCGAAAAAAAAAGAAGAGAAAGAAUGUCUGACAAAGACGAAAACACGGUCGACCAGGAAGUUAAAAAGGAGGAGGUGGAAGGGGAGACAACCGCUGAGGGCGAAGAAUCGGAGAAGAAAACUGAGGAGACGGCGGAGAAUGGAGAAACUAAAGAAGACGAAGUGAAGGAGGAGACUGGUACGGACGAAGCAGAGGGCGAAACGAAAGCAGAAGAUGAAGCAGAGGGCGAAACGAAAACCGAAGAUGAAUCCCCAGCGAAAGAGGGGGAAGGGGAACAGGUAGAACAGGAAGCGGCGGCAGAAGAGCAAGAGAAAGCUGAGGAGGACGCACAGAAGGAGGAGGAACCACCGGCAGAAGAACAACAGACUACGGAGGAACAACAAGCCGCGGCCGACGAACCGCCAGCGGAGGAGGAACCGCCAGCAGAAAAAGAACUAGAACCGCCGGCUCAAGAGGAAGAAACGGCGGAAGAGCCGCCAGCAGAAGAGGCGGAAGGUACCCAAGAAGAUGUUCCGGCGGAAGAAGUCACACAAGCAGAAGAGGCGGCUCCCGCAGAUGAAGGAGCACCAGUUGAUGAGGAAAAGAAGGAAGAAGAAGAGGGACAGGAGGAAUUGGUGAACGGGGAGGAGAUCGAUCGAGACGUCGCUAUGGAGGAUCUCCCGCCAGAACAAAAAGAAGAAUGCGAGCGACUGUUCAACGAGUUCGAGACGGACGGACGGAUCCCAUUCACCGCCUUCAAACGCCUGCUCCGACGAUUGGACCAAAACCCCACUGACGACGAGGCCAUGGAGUGGUUCAAUGAAGCAGACAAAAACAACAACGACUCUAUCGACUUCUCUGAAUUCGUGGGCGCGUACCAGAAGCACCGCAUGGACAAGGACGCCCAGAGAGAGCAGAUGAUGGAGUGUCUUGCGAAGGUGUUCGGGAAGGAGUGCGACCACAUCGACAUCAAACACGUGCAGUCGCUCAUCGCCGGCAUGGAGAAACAGCGCAGCACGCUCACCGACGACGACAUCCACAGAUUCUGCGACGAGAUCGACACGAACCACAACGGCAAGAUCGAGCGAUCAGAAUUAGCGGACAGAUUAUGCGGAAUAAAAGGCAAUUAGAAAUACCUCUUAACUUUUCCCAAUCAUCGACAACAUCUACAUCAUCAACAUCUUACAUCGUAAUCAUCCUCCGUUGACGUGUGCAAAACAGGGGUUCCAAGAAGACAUACUAUCACAUCAUGCCAGACCGGAAGUCUCUAUCACCAACUACGUGUUGCAAUGCCAAGACAACGUUACUCUUCUUUUUCUAACGGUUGUUUUGCAGUUGACACGUCACAGUGACAUGUGACGUAGGAGAAAAAUGUAUUGAAAGACUGUUUGUUUAUAAAGUUAUAGGACAUUAUUUGGACAUAUGUAGUAGGCGACUGGUUGUGUGUGUUUUAAUCAAUCGUAAUAGAAAACCAGUUCAUUAAAGGGUGGUUCUUCAUUACAAAAUGUUUACAAGUGUACAAACUGUACUCUCUUUUUUUGGUACCUCCUACCCUCUGUUCUAAAAUCAUAGGCUGGGCGGGGGAUGGGGGGGGGGGGGGGGGGGGGGGGGGGAUUUAAUACCUCUCAACUCUGAAAAUGAUACAUCGGUUCCCCUUUUAAAUGGCGAAUUCUUUUGACGUGUGCUGUAUCACAAAACAUUAUUUUCUUUCUUCUGGCUCAACAGAAGAAAUUUCGGACUUGGUGGCGUGGAAAAAAAUACAAACAAUGAUUAUCAUUAAAACAAUAAAGGGCUCUGUUAUUUUGAUGUAGCAAGUGGUUGGUGCUGCCCUGUUAAUCUUGUUUACUUAGGAUUUUUUUAUAAAAUUUGUUCAGUUGUGAGUGGGUUUUUUCAUGUUUUACAGAGGUGAAUCCAAAAUGGGACCAGUGGACCCAUUCCCCUUAAAAAUAUCCCCUCUUAAUUUUUGUCUCAUUACAAUGUCCUUUUCUCGGCAGCCCACCCUCACAAAGUAUUUUUUGGAUCAGGCCCUGGUUUUUUUUUUUUUCUGCUAUUUUAAUACUAAGCUGGGCAAGCUGUAACAAAUAAAUCUCGAUAUAGAAUUUUGAAAUGAUUGCGUACACGAGUAAAUAAGUCUUUGUUUUCUGUAUUCAUAGUACCGACUUGAAACAGGUUUUAUAAAUUUCUAGGCUGGUUGAUAUUUAACUGUUUUGUAUUUGUUUUCGUUUAUUUACUGUUUUUUAGUAGAUGUGUCAAAGAAUAAAGAGUAUUAAGAUGGCUGUGAUAUAUCAUGACGUAUAACAUAUAGUGACGUAUGAUGCAUAUCGUGACGUAUGCUCUAUGGUGACGUAUGCUUUAUCAUGACGUAAGAUAUAUCGUGAUAUAUGAUACGUAUUAUAUUACGUGUUUUAUGACCUAUAGUGACGUCGUCCUUUAAAAAGUGACCCUGUCUUGGACACAUCCACUGGGAAAUCGCGGAGAAUGUGCCGAAGACAGUCGUGCUUGAACUUUCAGUGGAUGUAAGCUCGAGUCAAAAGGUUGACUGGUUGAUUUAAAAAGUUUAAAAAGUAACUUCUGUGUAUCAUGUUCUGUUGUCUCAAACGAAUCGUGCGUUUAUGUUUUGUUCUGACCACCGGAUGUUUUCAAACAUUCAUCUUUAUAUGUACUUUCCACCAAGUAACAUGAAGCCUCCGUUUUAACCAAGCAAGUGCAUUAGCUAUGGGUUGUUGGUUUUUUGGUUAAUACAGGUUUUUGACUGGACAGUGUCCACUGUCUACCAGACCCCUGUUUCAAUAAAUUGUGAACCACCAGGCUAAAGGUUCAUACACAGUUUAGAAACGUACACGCAGGGCCGUAGCUAGCGGAAGGAGGAGGGGGAGUUGCCCCCCCCCCCCCCCCCCCCC